Messenger RNA from Brachypodium distachyon (stiff brome), 1196 nucleotides. Its product is annotated as tropinone reductase homolog At5g06060. The coding region runs from base 79 to 891 and encodes 270 amino acids. The record is from RefSeq and is a predicted model, not a curated record. Lineage: Eukaryota; Viridiplantae; Streptophyta; Magnoliopsida; Poales; Poaceae. Gene Ontology annotation, molecular function: oxidoreductase activity. The transcript is spliced from 5 exons.
UUGCCACGGCAGGGUUCCAACUUCCAAGCUCGACGCAGUACGAACGGCGUCAGCAGUCAGAACACAGCACUAGAGCACAUGGCCGCGGAGGACGCCAUAGGCAGCAGUGCGGCAAGAUGGUCUCUCCACGGCAAGACGGCCCUCGUCACCGGCGGCACCCGUGGAAUCGGGCGCGCGGUCGUGGAGGAGCUGGCGGCGCUGGGGGCGGCCGUGCACACCUGCUCGCGGAAAGAAUCCGAGCUCCGCGAGCGCCUGAAGGAGUGGGAAGCCAAGGGAUUCCGCGUCACCGGCUCCGUCUGCGAUGUCUCCGUGCGCGACCAGCGCGAGCUCCUGCUCCGCGACGUCGCCGGCCGCUUCGCGGGAAAGCUCGACAUCCUUGUAAACAAUGUGGGGACAAACUUUACAAAACCAACUACUGAAUACUCAGCAGAUGAUUACUCAUUCAUUAUGACCACUAAUCUUGAAUCUGCAUAUCAUCUAUGCCAACUAGCACACCCUCUUCUAAAAGCAUCUGGAUCGGCCAGCAUUGUAUUCAUAUCAUCAGUUUCUGGAGUGGUGGCCAUAUCUAGUGGCUCCAUUUAUGCUAUGACAAAAGGUGCCAUGAACCAGUUGGCCAAGAACCUAGCGUGUGACUGGGCUAAAGACAACAUAAGAACCAACUCUGUUGCUCCAUGGUACAUCAAGACUUCACUUACAGAAGAAAAUUUGGCAAGAGAGGAUUUCGUCGAUAGCAUCGUACGUCGAACUCCAAUGAGGCGUGUGGGAGAACCGGAAGAAGUAUCGUCGCUGGUCGCUUUUCUCUGUAUGCCUGCUUCGUCUUACAUCACCGGGCAGACGAUAUCGGUUGAUGGCGGCAUGACCAUAAAUGGAUUGUAUCCAACUCAGGACUAAACAGUAGAAUGCAGAUUUUCUGCAACUAGUUGUGUCCAAACACUAAAUUACAUGCAGCUUUUCAAGGUUUUCAGAAAAUUUGAAGGAAAAGAAAUCCCUGGAUAUAGCUUAUCGUGUAUCUUGUACAGUUACAAAAUUUCACCUGGAAAAAAUAGUUGUAUGUUGCAUGCAACGAGAAAAGAUAUGUGAAUUUGUAUCCUAAAACUAAUCCACACCGCAUUGGCUGGAUUCAUGAAAUGUGCGUGUAUGAGAAUUGAGAACCUGUAUGAGAAGUUCUCGCCGUUUGGCAGAAGCGAGCAAGCGAA